Vespula pensylvanica (western yellowjacket) is the source of this 3387-nucleotide messenger RNA. RefSeq names its product apoptosis-resistant E3 ubiquitin protein ligase 1. The coding region runs from base 413 to 3214 and encodes 933 amino acids. The record is from RefSeq and is a predicted model, not a curated record. Lineage: Eukaryota; Metazoa; Arthropoda; Insecta; Hymenoptera; Vespidae. Gene Ontology annotation, molecular function: ubiquitin-protein transferase activity. The transcript is spliced from 16 exons. Gene Ontology annotation, biological process: positive regulation of protein catabolic process; proteasome-mediated ubiquitin-dependent protein catabolic process; negative regulation of apoptotic process.
CGUUGUCGUCGUCGUCGUCGUCGUCGUCGUCGUCGUCGUCGUCGUUGUCGUUGUUGUUUAUUAAACUCGCAAGAUCCUUCCUUUCUGCUUCUUCUAUUUCUACUUCUUGUUAUUCUUGUUAUUCUUGUUCUUCGAUACCCCGCGUCUAAAGUCGAUCACCCCCCUCCGCCAAGACGAUCUUCUCCGACAGGUACGACGAAGUAUUAGUCGAAAUCCAAAACAAUAUCGUAGAAUCGGAUAGGAAGGACGAAGCUCGCGAUAAAAAGAAUCCUACAAAUAUUUUUGUCCAAAAAAAAGAAAAAAAAAAAAACAAAUAUGACCGCGACAAUCGACGAACGUCAGUGCGAAAAAAAUACAUCUUAGUCGAUAAAGAAAAAAGUUUAUCAGAAGGGAAAAGAGAGCCGAAGAAAUUAUGCCGGACAAAAAUCCAACCUGUCGAGAUGGACAACGCGAAAACAAAGACUUCUUCGUCGACGAGAUAUCGUCGAUCGGCAUGUCACUGCGGCCCAGCGGCAGCGCCUCUUCCGGUAUCUCGACCCUCGCCAGCUGUGGUGAAGUCGACGCGCUACCCGAGCUUCCGGCACAGGAUGAAGAACGUUUACAACGUGCAGCACGUUUGUUGCAACAACGGCUUGUGUUACGUCAAUGGCUGGCGGAUCAUGGCUUACAUAGCUAUUAUCAAAAGCUAAUGCAAAUGGACGUAAUGUCUCUCGAAGACGUAUAUUGGGUGGAGGACACUGCGGCACAAGCCACGCUUGGCAAGGACCUACAACGAUGGAUUCAGGCCAGGCAGGCAUUACCUACUUCGAAGAGAGAUUUAGAAACUUUAAAGGCGGAUCUAUGGAGUGCUGUUGUAAAAAACAGUCAACACCAAGACGCUUGGACAUGGGGUGGAAUGUUAGUAGUAUCCGUGUCAGUAGCUGGUUUAGUUACUCUGGCUGCUAUGACGCAGCCUGCAUUAGCACCAGAAGCUAAACAUUCCCUUUUGCAAUACGUUACUGGAAAAUAUUUAUUGCCGAGCAACUGUCGUGUCCAUUUUGAAUGGGAAGAGCCACAACUUGUAGGAGAAACAAUGACUUUUACUGUAAAGUUCUAUCAACGAAACGGUCAACCAUAUCCGAUCUGCGACAAGGAUAAUCUCAUUGUGGAAGUGACAGAAGGCUCACGGAGAGUAGCUACUCUAAUAGAAUUAGGAGGUACCGAUCCUUUAGCUGCAAAUACAGCAGUAGUGAAGUUCACCGUCCGCCAUGCUGGACAAUACAAAAUAGCUGUACUUAUUGGAUCAUGUCACGUUCACGGCAGUCCAUUUCUUAAAAAUUUUCUGCCUGGACCUCCAGAUCCAAAUAAAACCGUCUUCGUACGUCAAAGUUCUACGGUCGUUUGUACAGCUGGUAUUGCACAUUCAAUGACAAUAGAACCACGAGACGAAUAUAAUAACUUAUGCAUAUUUGGCCCUGGCGAUAAACCCACCAAAGGGUACGAUGUCAAUAUUAUUCAGCAGAUAGGUAAUCAUGCGGAAAAAGGAUCGGUUAUAGAUUACUCGAUUCAUCUCGACUACGAUUCUCCAAAUCAGAGAGUUCGAUUGAAAGUUAGCUUUCCAAAAGGUGGUUGUUAUCAUGCGACUGUUAGCCUCGCAGGAUUACAAUUACACAAUGGAGACUUUGACAUUAUCGUUUUGGAAAGUUCGGUUGCAAGAUUGGUUCAUAGUAAUGUUGCUUCUAAAGAUCCAGACAUAUGCUACGUUGCUAAAUUAUUAGGUAUGCAAGGUGAAAGAUUCUCUAAGCCAAAAAAAGUCUUUUGUUAUAUAUCACCAAAGCAAUUAACUAUCAAGGAAUAUUUAUUAAAGUUCAUUCCUAAAAGACUUGUUACCUUUAGACUAUGUCCUUCGACCAAGUUUCAUUUUGACUGUCUGAACAAUCAACACGAGGGAUAUCAUUCGUUUUCGAUAGACGACGGAUGUCAACCACCUGUCGAAUUAAUUUCUUUAUAUCGCGAUAUAAUAGCCGCUACCUUUACAUUGUUUCUUCUUAAAAAUAUCGGCGGUAGCGAGACUUUCGCUGAUAAACAAGAUUUCUUUUAUCACGAAGUUCGGAAACAUCACCAGAAAUAUUAUCACGAGAAACUAUCGAUGAAAGUGCAACGCGACAAACUUUUAGAAUCGUCGAUGAAAGCUACUAAAGGAUUUUCAGUGAGCGAUUGGUGCAGAAAUUUUGAAAUAACGUUUCAAGGCGAACAAGGAGUUGACUGGGGUGGAGUACGCCGUGAAUGGUUCGAAUUGAUUUGCGCGGCAUUAUUUGAUCCAGGAAAUGGUUUGUUUGCGUCGUUUGGUGAAUCCCAACAAGCUUUGGUACACCCUAACAGCAAACGACCGGCUCAUCUUAAAUUAAAGCAUUACGAAUUCGCUGGUCGCAUAGUUGGCAAAUGUUUGUACGAAUCGGCACUCGGAGGAUCGUAUCGACAAUUGGUACGAGCAAGAUUUACAAGAUCUUUCCUUGCACAAAUUAUAGGUCUUAGAGUGCAUUAUAAGGUAAAGUAUUUCGAACAAGAUGAUCCUGAUUUGUAUUUGAGUAAAGUAAAAUACAUUCUUGAAAAUGAUGUGGAAGAAAUGGAAUUGUAUUUUGUCGAAGAGGAAUACGAUAAGGACGGUCAAUUAUUAAAGGUAGCAGAAUUAAUUCCUGGAGGUAGUAAAGUACGCGUUACCAAUGAUACGAAACUUCGAUAUCUAGACGCAUUAGCGCAACACAGACUUGCUAGUUCAAUUCGCAACGAAGUCGAUCACUUUCUACGUGGUCUCAACGAACUCAUUCCAGAUAAUCUGUUAGGCAUAUUCGAUGAAAAUGAAUUAGAAUUACUGUUAUGCGGGACCGGUGAAUAUAACGUAGCAGAUUUACGAGCACAUCACAUAGCUAAUGGAAGUUCUCCAGAAUUUUUACGUGUCCUCGAUUGGUUUUGGACGGCAGUAAGUAAUUUUACGCGAGAAGAAAUGGCGCGAUUACUUCAGUUUACUACCGGUUGUUCUCAAUUACCACCUGGCGGAUUUCAACAACUGAGCCCACGCUUUCAAAUAACAGCAGCUCCUACAUUCGCGAAUUUACCUACGGCUCAUACGUGUUUCAAUCAACUCUGCUUACCCGAUUACGAGUGUUAUGAUCAUUUCGAAAGAGCGUUGUUAUUAGCGAUCAGUGAAGGUACCGAAGGUUUUGGUAUGAUCUAACAAAAAAGAAGCUAUAUACUGAUAAAAACGAACACACACAUCAUACAUCCAUAUACAAGCUAACCUCUAGUCUACUCUAGUCGAUAUGAUUUGUCCAUUAUAUUAAAACGAUGUAUGUUGUGUACCAUUUUUUAUUGUUUUAUAUCAAAUAUUAAUUUUCAUUCCAACGUUUA